CGGUGAGGUAGAUCUGAAUCGGAGACGGAGGGAUUUUGGGUAUUUCUGGGUUUGGGAUUUUUGUUGCAGGGAAGGGAAUUUGUUCGGAGACGGAGGGGGUCAGGUCGCUGGUUGGGAGCAAUGGUCGCUGGUUGGGAAUGAUGAUUGAUGCGGCGGUGGUGGAAAAGUCGAUUGAUGCGGCGGUGGCUUCGAUUGAAGCUAUACCUCUUCUGGGAACGACGACAUCGUUGGCGAUUUGGGAGGAUGGAAGGGUUGCAACGAGAAGAACGGAAGGUAGAAGGGAUUUUGCUAGGGAAGAAGUGAAGACAUUGACUUUUUUGGUGAUGAUUCAGCCGUUUAUCUCUGCCAUUGAGAUGGUGGGGGAGUCCAUUGGAGAACAGAUGGAGAAGACAAAGGACAGGAGAGAGGGAGAGGAGAUUGGAUAUUGAAAAGGAAAAAAA
Messenger RNA from Linum tenue, 440 nucleotides. The record is from the annotation of a GenBank genome assembly. NCBI's taxonomy places the organism in Eukaryota, Viridiplantae, Streptophyta, Magnoliopsida, Malpighiales, Linaceae.